Myotis davidii is the source of this 1790-nucleotide messenger RNA. Its product is annotated as low affinity immunoglobulin gamma Fc region receptor II. Gene Ontology annotation, molecular function: transmembrane signaling receptor activity. Gene Ontology annotation, biological process: cell surface receptor signaling pathway. The record is from RefSeq and is a predicted model, not a curated record. The transcript is spliced from 10 exons. The coding region runs from base 81 to 1538 and encodes 485 amino acids. NCBI's taxonomy places the organism in Eukaryota, Metazoa, Chordata, Mammalia, Chiroptera, Vespertilionidae.
CUCCACGCCUGUCUGUCCUGGGGUGCAGCCCCAGAGGAGCCAGCUGACUGUGCUGCGCCCCGAGAGCUGCACCAGGGGCCAUGGGGGUCCCUUCCGUCCUGUCACUCCCUGCUGCAGCGAGUGGCCAGGCUGGCUGUCCCCCUCGCUGUCCCUGGGGGCACUUGCUACUACUGUGCGCGGCUCUGCUAUUCCCGGCUCCUGCGGCCGGGACCCCUGGUCUCCCGAAGGCCGUGGUGAGCCUCCAGCCCCCGUGGCUCCAGGUGUUCCCCGGGGACAACGUGACUCUGAGCUGCCAGGGGGCCCACAGCCCUGGGGACAACUCCACCCAGUGGUUCAAGGAUGGGACCGCCAUCCCCACCCAGGUCCAGCCCAGCUACAGCUUCAAGGCCAGCAAAGUGGUUUCUGCCCAGUCAUUUCCCCUCGCACCCCCGCCGCCUUCGCUUCUAUGUGGUUCCUCGGAGUAUAAGGAGCAGAGCCUGAGUGGGAAGCUGCUGCAGGCAGGGCUGGGCGGGCUGCGCGAAGCCGGCUGUGGCCUGUGCGCGACUGGCCCGCCUGCCAAGCAGACAGGAGGGAAGGACCGGCUGCUGCAGCGAUGCGGCUCCAUCCGUCUCCGUGGAGAUUCCUGGACCAGGACGCGGAGGCAGGAGCGGCUGCUUUCUACAGGCGGCAGCUCUGACGUGUCUCCGGCUUCUCUGCUGUUAACAAUCUGUGGUUCUGAGCCUCCCGCUGGCCCCAACCGAAUCCUGAUGAACGAGGCCGCCCAUGAGGAGACUGAGGCCCAGAAGUUCAAUGACUUGUCCAAGAUGACAGUGCUCAUGAGUGAGGGGGCCAGAACGUCUGAUUCCAGACGUCAGCUCGUCCUUCCCCACAUCAUGUCCCACCAGCCGGGACUGAGAGGGCGUGCCUGGCAGGCACGUGGCUGUUGCCAUCCUCCGGCUCUCAGAGCUGCGGCAGCGCUGCCAUGUCCUGUGCUCUGUCUUCCAGCCUGGCUGCUGCUCCAGACGCCCCGCCUGCUGGUCCCGCAGGGGGCCCCCAUCGUGCUGCGCUGCCACAGCUGGAAGAACUGGCGCCUGCACAAGAUCCAGUUCUUCCAGGACGGGAGACCCAAGUGGUUUUCAUACACGAACGCCAGCUUCUCCAUCCCACACGCGAACGCCAGCCACAGUGGCGCGUACCACUGCUCAGGGCUCCUCGGGCAGAUGCAGCACACAUCGCAGCCCGUGAACAUCACCGUCCCAGUGUCCAGCCAAGCCUUCCCGCCUGUGAUCACGGCCGUGGUGGCCGGGGUGGCCGGCAUCAUCGCUGUGGCUGGUAUGGCUGGUGUGGUGGCCUGGUUCUGCUUCAGGCAACACCACAGUUCAGGAACCCCUGAGAACAGGGAAAGGGGAGAGACCCUACCCGAGGAACCAGCCAACAUCGCCAAUGACACUGACACAGCUGCCAAAGCAGAGGUGGAGAACACAAUCACCUACUCCCUCCUCCUGCACCCUGAAGCCCCUGAGGAAGACGCUGCGCCCUCGGAUUACCAGAACAUGUAGCUGUGGGGCCAGAGCCAAGCAGGCCCAUCUCUCUCCUGGCCGCACCCCCUCGGGCAGGCUGCCUGCCGUUCCGAAGAGGGGGGGCUCUUCCAGGGUCACCCGCAGAGAUCCUGGGCUCCCUGUACUGACAGCACAGCUGUGGCCCCUGAUGACAGCCACACUGAGCCCUGAGCCCCAGCACUUCUCGCCAUCACACGUCCUCUGUCCCACAUCCACGCAGACAAUAAAACUUGCUUUUAUUAAGAGAUUGUA